AUGGACAAAGUCACCCUGUUGACGGCAUCUCGGCUCGAGCCCACAGUCGCCAUCCGGCCCCACUCGACCAUCGUUGCCCGCCUUGGCAGAGCCUUUGCGAUUCCCCUUCAAUUACAUCAUCGUUUCAAGCACAUUUCCCUAUUCAUCUGCCUGCAAUCCUAUUUCAUUUCCUAUGCUCUCCUCGUCGGCACACGAUAUGCCUGCUUCUAUGCGUUUGUCGCCUCUGCCUUCAUCCUCAAGCACGGAUUCGCCAUGUCCACCAAAGCAAUUGUCGACGUCUGGGACUCCAAGAGCGUCCAGAAAGUCCGCGCUAGAAUCUUUUACGAAUUUGCAGUCUUCAUCCUGGGCUGCGGAAACGCCCUCUUCCUCGUCGUCUUUUGGCCCGGCUGGCUGAUCCUCGGCGGUGCCUGCUUCGCCCUGUGGCAAUUGACUGGCUGA
Trichoderma virens Gv29-8 is the source of this 438-nucleotide messenger RNA. RefSeq lists its product as uncharacterized. Lineage: Eukaryota; Fungi; Ascomycota; Sordariomycetes; Hypocreales; Hypocreaceae. The transcript has a single exon. The record is from RefSeq and is a predicted model, not a curated record. The coding region runs from base 1 to 438 and encodes 145 amino acids.